This is a messenger RNA of Mugil cephalus (flathead mullet), 3953 nucleotides long. RefSeq names its product solute carrier family 26 member 1 (gene slc26a1). Bases 237 to 2384 code for a protein of 715 amino acids. Gene Ontology annotation, molecular function: bicarbonate transmembrane transporter activity; secondary active sulfate transmembrane transporter activity; chloride transmembrane transporter activity. The transcript has 8 exons. The record is from RefSeq and is a predicted model, not a curated record. Gene Ontology annotation, biological process: transmembrane transport. NCBI's taxonomy places the organism in Eukaryota, Metazoa, Chordata, Actinopteri, Mugiliformes, Mugilidae. Gene Ontology annotation, cellular component: membrane.
GCCUGCUUCGAUGUCAAGAAAGAGGGACACGGAGAGCAGAACAGAUAGAGAAAAAGAAAAGGAAUGCAGCCAAAGAGAAGAAGCUAAGGCAGUUUACAGAGCUGACUUGAACACAACAGCCUUAAGAGUCCUGUUUGCUCUUAAGACAGUGAAUCUGCAGGGGCACAGCUGACGGCUUCCUCCUUCACCCCUCCUCCCUUUUCUGACUGUGCUGCCUCCUCUUCCUCCCCAAGACCAUGGAGGAGGUUUCCAAGGACUCAGAAACCCUACUGGUCCCGCCGCCUCUCCUGGAGCGGCGGGUUCGCCGGCGACAGCCAACAGUCUCAGUCCUCAAAUCCAAGCUGAAGCGAGGUGUGAGUUGCUCUGUGCCCAGAGUCCGAUCCACACUGACAGGAUUCUUCCCUGUGGUGCGCUGGCUGCCAAAAUACAAGCUCAGAGAGUACAUCUGGGGUGAUGUGAUGUCUGGGAUGAUUGUGGGUAUCAUCUUGGUGCCUCAGGCCAUCGCCUACUGCCUACUGGCUGGAGUGGAACCCAUCUAUGGCUUAUACACCUCAUUUUAUGCUAACAUCAUCUACUUCCUCAUGGGGACUUCCAGACAUGUGUCCGUAGGGAUCUUCAGCCUCAUGAGCCUCAUGGUUGGACAGGUGGUGGAUAGGGAAGUGUACCUGGCAGGUUUUGACCUCAAUGAGGAUUCAACACCAUCUAGUCAUGAUUUCCUCAAUGGUACACUGGGCACAAACUUCUCUGAUGGUAAAGUCCACAGUGUGGAGCUAAUGGGUGUGGAGUGCAGCAAGGAGUGCUAUGCCAUCAGCGUCGCUGCUGCCAUUACAUUCCUGGCUGGCGUCUACCAGAUUAUAAUGGCAGUGUUGAGGCUCGGUUUCGUCUCUGUGUACCUUUCCGCUCCCAUGCUUGACGGCUUUGCUGCCGGAGCGUCUUUCACCAUCCUGACUGUGCAGGCUAAAUACCUGCUGGGCCUGAAGAUUCCUCGUCACCAGGGAUAUGGCACAGUGGUCGUUACCUGGAUCAACAUCUUCGCCAACAUUCACAAGACAAAUCUGUGUGACCUCAUCACUAGUGCCAUCUGUAUCUCAAUUUUAGUGGCAGGGAAAGAGAUCCAGGAUCGUUAUAAGGAUCGUCUAAAAAUCCCUCUGCCGACUGAACUGGUAGUUGUGGCAGGAGCUACAUUGGCCAGCCAUUUUGGGGAGCUGAACAAGCAUUAUAGCACCAGUGUUUCUGGUCACAUCCCCACAGGAUUCAUCGCUCCCCAGGUGCCCAGCUUCAGUCUAAUGCCACGGAUAGCAGUGGAUGCCAUUCCUCUUGCAGUCAUUAGUUUUGCCUUCACCGUGUCACUGUCUGAGAUGUUUGCCAAGAAAAAUGGUUACACCGUCCGUCCCAACCAGGAGAUGCUGGCCAUCGGCCUCUGUAACAUCAUCCCCUCCUUCUUCCACUGUUUCACCACCAGUGCCGCCAUGGCAAAAACCAUGGUGAAAGAUUCAACUGGCUGCCAGACACAGGUAUCCAGUCUGAUCAGCGCCCUGGUAGUCCUUUUUGUCCUCCUCUUCUUUGCACCUUUCUUCUACGCACUCCAGAAGUGUGUUCUUGCUUGUAUCAUCAUUGUUAGCCUUCGUGGGGCUCUGAGAAAGUUCAAAGACAUUCCAGCUAAGUGGCGUGAAAGCCAGAUUGACACCGUCGUCUGGCUUGUUGCCAUGUCAGCCACGGCUCUGAUAAGUGUGGAGCUAGGCCUUCUCGUCGGAAUCAUCUUUUCCCUGGGCUGCAUCAUCUUUAAGACCCAGAAACCAAAGGUCUCUCUCCUGGGCCGAGUCAACGACGCUGAUUUUUAUGAAGACUUGGAAGAGUACGAGCACCUCAUGCCUCCACAAAGGGUUCAAAUCUUCCGUUUCCAGGCUCCUCUCUACUACGCCAACAAGGACUCUUUCCUCAAAUCCCUCUACAAAGCUGUCGGAGUUGAACCCUUCUUGGAGAUGGCUAAGAGGAGGAAGGCAGAGAAGAAGGCCAAGGAGAUGCACGCAAAGCAAGCCAAGGGAAAUGGGGAGAAAAACAACGGGGACGUCACCGUAGGACUCGUCCAAAGAGAACUGGAGUUCCACACAAUAGUUUUAGACUGCUCUGCCAUCCCCUUCAUAGACUCAGCAGGGAUGGCCACUUUCAAAGGGCUCAUCAAGGAAUACAAAGAGAUCGGCGUGAACGUCCUCCUUGCCUGCUGCAACACCUCGCUCAUCGAUACUCUGCAGAAGGGCCAAUUCUUUGGGAAGAAUGACAAAGACAUGAGCAGCCUUCUGUUUUACACAGUUCACGCUGCAGUUCUUCAUGCAAACAGCGUAAAUGAAACAGCAGGGAGCAGAUCAGAAGACUCGGUUGUGUAGAUGAAAGAGAAGAGAGAAAAUAUUGUCGUUUUCUGCAUUUCUCUUUCUCCUUUCAUUUGUGUGCCUAGAAUGAUUUCAAAAAGUAAUAACUGCAUUUGGGAGAAAGGUGGGGAUGCCUGCUGGAUAACUGAUUAGGAGGAGUAUCCUGUUCAGGAAUUAUAAUAAGUCUGUGCCCUUAUAUACCCAGAAAACUUGAUCUUUUAGACUUUCUCUUUAGGUGUUUCCUAAGAUCUGGACUCAACAUAAAAUUCAGUAAAGAUGAUUUAAGCAAAAAAUGUAGGCAAGAUAAAAGCAGUAAAAAGUCAGAAAUCAUGCUAACACAUCAUCCAGUAUUACUAUAGCUGACCAUGUUUCAGUGUUAAAAGUGGAAAACUUCAACAUUUUCAUGUGUGACAAAAGGUUUUCCAAUUUUACAGACUGUACACACCCAUUUACUUUUAUUUGUUAUAUUUUUAGUUACAGUGUCGUCUUGCUACAGGUUUCCUACAGCUGUUAUGCCAACUGUGGUCACCUCUGUCACAUUCCCUCAUGAAGUCCCAGCCCACUCUCUUGUGUUCCACAGCAGGAGAAGGAAGUGAGCGGUAGGAAGGCAAAUCAAACAUGUCCAUGGCGUUGUACCUUAGUGAGGGUCCAUGGAUUAUUUUUAGUCACUGAAUCUAAAGGUUGGAAAUGACGCCUUGAAGACAAUGCUUUGGUACACUGUGACAGGAAGUGGUCUUGAAGGUCUUUCCCCUCAUAGAGCAUUAGCACUAUCAGGGCAUUAGUAAAUCACAGUUUAAUAUGUUAUGUUAAUAUGUGUUUUUCCAUUUAACACAACUGUGUCACUGUGGCAAAUGUUGUUUACUACAAUUUCCAAUGUUUCUUUUACUUCAAUUCAAAGUCCGCAAUGGCUUUCACCCAGGAGACCAGAGUCCAGACUAUCAGUCGUAUACCCUUAAGUGCCAACCUUGGACCUAAAAUCAUUUCUAGAGGCCUAGUUAAACUCUGACUUACAGAAGAGGCCCGUGUACAUGGUGGGAAGACAAGAUUUACAUGACUGACGAGGACUAUGUGCCACUUAAACUUCUACUCCCCAGUGACAGCUAUGCCUUCAAAACAGAGCUCAUAACAAUAUUUGUAUAUUUUUGCACUGUCGUCUGAUCGGCCGACAGGAAUGGUGGAAAAAUCUAGAGAUCUGAGGAAAGUCUGAGAUCUUUCCUCAGGUGCUUUUACAGAACAAGCUGAUGGCAGCCGGGUUUGCCAUUUUGGUCAAAUGUUUCACUGCCGUCUUUUUGCUGAAUCAAAUAUUUUGUGACUAGCAGAAAGUCUCCGUAUCUUUUUUAAAAAAAGUGUUUUUCUUUACAUCUAUAUCCUGUCGACAGAGAGUUUAGAAUUUUGUGAAAGCUAGCAAACUUAAUUUAUAUGUGUGACUUAACAAAUCUGUGUGUUCAUGUAACAAGAAAUGAUUGUAGAUUUUAAAAGCAUUAUUUUGUAUUUAUCUACAUUUAUUUUGACUUCGGUCAUCAUCUAGGAGCCAUCUAGGAGAACUCAUUCUCCUUGACUUGAUUUUUUUUUUUUUGUUUUAGUGUU